AUAAUCAAAUUAGAAAAUAUUCUACCUAGGUAUUCUUCUUAGGUACAUAUGGUUUUUGGUUUAUGACCGUGGUUUGGUUCCUGUGAAUUUUUUCACUAAUAGCUAAUGUACAUGCAAAUUAAUUUUAUUACAAAAUAAAACUGAACUCUUAAAAAACCGUAUAUAAAUAUGGCUGAUGAAGAAAUCAAUGGAGACACAGACGAAAUUCAACAUGAUAAAGAUAAGACUCAAAAGAAGACUGCAAAACAUGACAGUGGUGUAGCAGAUUUAGAAAAAGUCACUGAUUAUGCAGAAGAAAAAGAAAUUUCUUCUCAAGAUAUCUCUGGGGCUCUAUCGUUAAUUGGCGACAGAAGAAAUAAAGAAGCAGCAGAGCGCUUGGAGAAGGAAAAGGAACUACAAAAAGUAUCAGUAAAGAAGGAUGAUAUAGAAUUAAUAGUGAAAGAAAUGGAAAUCUCCAGAACAUUAGCAGAGAGAACGUUACGGGAGCACCGGGGUGAUGUUGUUGCUGCUCUUACUACUUUAACCAACUGAACUACCAUACUAUUUAUUUGCGACAUUGUAAAAACAACACUGAAUAGACUUUUCUAUGCCGUAACAA
Messenger RNA from Plodia interpunctella (Indianmeal moth), 598 nucleotides. RefSeq lists its product as uncharacterized. The transcript is spliced from 3 exons. Gene Ontology annotation, biological process: negative regulation of apoptotic process; protein stabilization. Lineage: Eukaryota; Metazoa; Arthropoda; Insecta; Lepidoptera; Pyralidae. The record is from RefSeq and is a predicted model, not a curated record. Bases 169 to 531 code for a protein of 120 amino acids.